AAAUAUACCACUUCUCAAAAUAUAAUACCAUUCCUUUUUUUCUUCAACUGAAGUGACAUCUCCCAAGAUCCCCUCUUAUCUAUGGAAGUUGAAGAUGAUGUCUUCUUUGCAGACUUGAACAGACGAAUUUCUCUCCUAAUCAUGGACGAUGACGAAGAAGUUUCAGUUGUUAGUUACCCUUCAGUUUCUGUACAGGGCUUCACGAUGAUGGGAAUCCAUCCGUCGAUGCAAGUACAGUCGAGCCAGUUUACUCACAUGCAAAAUGGUAGUAGUACCAGAAGAGAGUGCAAAGGAACGGGAGUGUUUAUUCCUCAGUCUGCACAUCCAAGGAGAAGGAACAGGCAAGGAAGGUUCCUAUCAUCUUCUUCCAACACUAAGAACACAUCAAGAUCAAACCUUCCUCAACCCACCACUUACAAUCUCCCAUCUAACAACAACAUCAACAACACCACCAACUAUUACUGUUACAAUUCUUUUGGAAAAAAUAGGUGUUGAGUGAUUAUGAGAAGCCAAGUAAUUAAUAGUGGCUUUCUCUAGUACAGUAUCCAUGUAUAAGAAGUGAAGGAAGUGCUUAAAAGUAAAGUGUUUUGAGCUUUUCCUUUUGUCAGAUUGUGUGAUCAUCCCCUACUUGUUCUUCUUAUGUAGGAUGAUAAGCUUUGUCUAAUUAAUUCAUUUAU
This is a messenger RNA of Impatiens glandulifera, 677 nucleotides long. RefSeq lists its product as uncharacterized. NCBI's taxonomy places the organism in Eukaryota, Viridiplantae, Streptophyta, Magnoliopsida, Ericales, Balsaminaceae. The record is from RefSeq and is a predicted model, not a curated record. The transcript has 2 exons. Bases 82 to 495 code for a protein of 137 amino acids.